Molecule: messenger RNA, 759 nt
Organism: Cylicocyclus nassatus
Lineage: Eukaryota; Metazoa; Nematoda; Chromadorea; Rhabditida; Strongylidae
Source: the annotation of a GenBank genome assembly
AUGUGCUUCUUAACUCUUCUCAGUACUCUGAUGUUGCCCCUGAUUGGAAUGCAGGUCCAACAAGCGUCUGGUUGUACCUUUACUCCACACCAGGGAGAUUUUGUGGCAAGCGUCAAGUAUGAAAUGCUGAAAAAGAGUGAACCGGAAUGCCUUCAAGGUAUGUGCACCAUUUACAAGAAUGGUUCUGAAACUCAAAACGUAACCGGAGUGGUGUACAGCAUUGAUCGUCAACUUGUGAUUCCAAACUGUCAGCAGCCUCUUCCGGUUGCAUCAAAAGUCGAAAUUUCUCAAAAUAUCUCCAAACUAGUGGUAAAUCAGGACGAAGCUGAGCUUGAUAGUCUGUUUGACCAAAACGUGACAUCCAUUUAUGAAUUCUAUCACGCUGGAAGGUGGUUCUACUCACAAAAUGCUUCGCUGUUUCCCGACGGAACGAAACCAGUUUACAAGUACAUCUUCUCUAGAGUGCCUCAAACAGGCUGUUUAUCGGUUCCUGUAUUCACAACUGCAAGCGGCAGAAUCUACGUUGGAAAGGUCUACAAUGUGACUGGCUACACCUUCAUGCAUGCCUACGCAUUCGCAGACGUUUGCAGAAUCGUCGCCUGUGCAGGAACGUGUUGUGGAACGACGCCUGUAUUUCCACCAGAAGACGGCAAUUUAUAUGGGGGAACAAACUCUAGAGUGCCUAUCUUCUACGUGGUAGACCUCAUUGAGUUCUCCACAGGUCUUUCGGCCAGUGCUUAUUACAAGGUAAACUGCUGA